Messenger RNA from Bathycoccus prasinos, 1608 nucleotides. RefSeq lists its product with no specific name. The record is from RefSeq and is a predicted model, not a curated record. The coding region runs from base 1 to 1608 and encodes 535 amino acids. Gene Ontology annotation, molecular function: protein phosphatase regulator activity. Gene Ontology annotation, biological process: signal transduction. The transcript has a single exon. Gene Ontology annotation, cellular component: protein phosphatase type 2A complex. NCBI's taxonomy places the organism in Eukaryota, Viridiplantae, Chlorophyta, Mamiellophyceae, Mamiellales, Bathycoccaceae.
AUGCUGAAGAACGUGAAGAAGCAGUUGUCCAUGGUUGGACGAAAGAACUCUUUCACAAAUCAGCAAGGACAAGGAGAAAAAGGAGGAGAAGCGGCACCUUCGUCCCAACAAGGGGGAGAAACUACCACCACCACAAACAACAACGAGAGCGGAGGAGGAUCUCCUGGAGAAAGAGACCGAUCGUCGCUGACGGCAUCGUCCUCGAACUCAAACAAGAAGAAAGACUCGAUAACGACGACGACGACGAUGACGAAGGCGGGUAGUAGUAAUAAGAACAACAUCGCUCCUUUAGAGGAGUUGUACGAUAAAAAUCGACCUCUGUUUCUGUUUCGAGACGUGCCGGCUUCGGACCGACAAAGUUUAUUUCGUAAAAAGUUACAGUUGUGCUCGUACGUGUUUGAUUUUACCGAUCCAACUUCGCACGUUCGAGAGAAAGAAAUCAAAAGACAAACGCUGUUAGAACUCGGAGAUUACGUCAAUCAAGACAACACGGCUAAGUUCACGGACAAGGUGUUUGACGACGUCAUGUAUAUGCUUUCGUGCAAUCUCUUUCGAGCGUUGCCGCCGAGAAGCUCGGAACAAACCGGGAACGCCGCUGGAGAACAUUUCGAUCCCGAAGAAGAAGAACCAAAGUUAGAACCAGCUUGGCCGCACUUACAAAUCGUCUACGAGUUUCUGUUGAGGUGCGUGGUGUCCAACGAAGUCGACGCAAAGAUUGGGAAAAAAUACGUUGACAACGCGUUUGUUUUGAAACUUUUAGAAUUGUUCGAUUCGGAAGACCCGAGAGAGAGAGAUUACUUGAAGACGAUUUUGCACAGGAUUUACGGAAAAUUCAUGGUGCAUCGACCUUUCAUUCGAAAGGCUAUCAACAACAUAUUCUUUAGAUUCAUAUACGAAACGGAAAAACACAACGGCAUCGCAGAGUUGUUGGAAAUUCUCGGAUCGAUCAUCAACGGGUUCGCGUUACCUUUGAAGGAGGAACACAAGAAGUUUCUCGUCCGCGCUUUACUGCCUUUGCACAAGCCAAAGUGCAUGGCGAUGUAUCAUCAGCAAUUAUUAUACUGCGUGACGCAGUUUGUGGAGAAAGAUCCGCGUUUGGCGGAUCCGGUAUUGAAAGGAUUAUUAAAGUAUUGGCCGGUGACAAACUCUCAAAAGGAGGUUUUAUUUUUAGGCGAGUUGGAGGAAGUUUUAGAGUUGACGCAACCGCAGGAGUUCACCAAGACGAUGAUCCCGUUGUUUCAGCAAAUUUCGCGAUGUGUCGAGUCCAGUCACUUCCAAGUUUCUGAACGAGCGCUUUUCCUUUGGAACAACGAUUACAUCGUCAACUUAGUCGCGCAGAAUAGACACGUGAUCGUCCCAGUCGUAUUUGGAAGCUUGGAAAGGACGGCGAUGACGCACUGGAACGCUUCCGUGAACGGUUUAACCAUCAACGUUCGUAAAAUGUUACAAGAGUUGGACCCGGAGUUAUUCGACGACACGCGUUUGAAGUGGCACGAGAGCCAAGAUGAGUUGCAAGCGAAGGAGGAAUACAAGAACAAGUGCGUUGAGAUUGUGGAGAAGCUCGCGAAGUUGAACACCGACGGUAUCAAUAAUAAUAAUAAUAAAUAG